This is a messenger RNA of Oreochromis niloticus (Nile tilapia), 3935 nucleotides long. It is a transcript of the gene chrna2b, whose product is annotated as cholinergic receptor, nicotinic, alpha 2b (neuronal). Gene Ontology annotation, biological process: monoatomic ion transmembrane transport. The record is from RefSeq and is a predicted model, not a curated record. Bases 545 to 2212 code for a protein of 555 amino acids. Gene Ontology annotation, molecular function: acetylcholine-gated monoatomic cation-selective channel activity; transmembrane signaling receptor activity. Gene Ontology annotation, cellular component: postsynaptic membrane. The transcript is spliced from 7 exons. NCBI's taxonomy places the organism in Eukaryota, Metazoa, Chordata, Actinopteri, Cichliformes, Cichlidae.
CUUUAGGUGCCAGAUAAAGAGGCAAAUGCUCAGAAGUGCCCUGCAUCUCCUCCUGUUGUUUCGGCAACCUUACAUAUUACGCUUAUUACACUGUCCAGCUGCCAGUCAUGGAAAACAACUACUUUGAAUUUUAAAACAGAAGGCACUCACAGGGCUCAUCGCAUUGGACGCAAAAUUCUUGGCACCCUGCGUAACAGGCGCAUUUGUUUGGAUACUCUCUGCACAGAAAAAAAUCGGACUACUUUCCGUGAAUUGAUUUCCUGAAAACAGAUUUAUAGAGCUACUUUUAUGAGCUGGUAUGAGCAAUUACAGCAAAGCUGGGACACACAGUGUUAUAGUGCCGCUCCCUGAUUCAGCACCCAGUGAUGGAUAGCGCUCAUUGCUCGGAAACUAAUGGCACAGUACUCGCUCUCCUCCGGUCCAAACAGCGCUGACAGUGAGCAGAGACGGAGACUUAUGGAUGCUGAGAUCUAAACGUUUCGACAGUGGAUGGAAGCUGCUCCGUGCUUUCUUGUGAAGUUUUCUUUGCUGUCAAGAGGACGAAAUGGGAUCCAACCACCUGUUCUCCGCCGGGACGGCUUUUAUUUGGGCGCUACUCUUGAGUCCGGCCGCCCUCUGUGAUGAGAAGACCCACUCACAUGCUGAAGAUGACCUUUUCAAGACCCUGUUCGCUGGGUACAACAAGUGGUCGAGACCUGUGCCAAACAUCUCCGACGUCGUCAUUGUCAAGUUUGGACUCUCCAUAGCCCAGCUUAUUGAUGUGGAUGAAAAGAACCAAAUGAUGACAACCAACGUGUGGCUUAAACAGGAGUGGAAUGACUACAAGCUUCGCUGGAGACCGUCUGACUAUGACAACGUGACAUCCAUAAGAGUGCCGUCAGAGCUCAUAUGGGUACCAGAUAUCGUCCUCUAUAACAAUGCUGAUGGCGAAUUUGCUGUGACCCACAUGACAAAAGCUCACCUAUUCUACACGGGCAAAAUUCGCUGGGUGCCUCCUGCCAUUUACAAGAGCUCUUGCAGCAUUGAUGUCACCUUCUUCCCCUUCGAUCAACAAAACUGUAAAAUGAAAUUUGGCUCCUGGACUUAUGACAAGGCCAAAAUUGACUUGGAGCAGAUUGAAAAUACUGUGGAUCUCAGCAACUACUGGGAGAGCGGCGAAUGGGCCAUCAUCAAUGCCGUGGGAACGUAUAAUACAAAGAAAUAUGACUGCUGCCAUGAGAUUUACCCAGACAUCACCUACUUCUUCAUCAUCCGACGUCUUCCCUUAUUUUACACAAUCAACCUCAUCAUCCCCUGUCUGCUGAUCUCAUGCCUCACGGUUUUGGUUUUCUAUCUACCGUCAGACUGCGGUGAGAAGAUCACCCUGUGUAUCUCCGUGUUGUUAUCCCUCACUGUCUUCCUGCUACUCAUCACAGAGAUCAUACCGUCCACAUCCCUUGUUAUCCCUCUCAUCGGCGAGUACCUCCUCUUCACCAUGAUUUUUGUCACCCUGUCCAUCGUUAUCACUGUCUUUGUCCUCAACGUCCACCACCGCUCUCCCAGCACUCACAAGAUGCCCCACUGGGUCCACUCUGUGUUCCUGGACUUGAUUCCACGUUGGUUGUUCAUGAGGCGGCCCGCACCGGAUGGCCGCCGUCGCAGGCUGCUGCUCCUUCAACAGGAAGCGGCGGCAGAGCGGCGGCAGCUCCGAAUAGCUGGGUAUAAAUCGGGCAACUACAUCAGCACCUCAGCUAACUGGCUAAGAGAUGGGACCACACUGGAAGACCCCGAGAGAAGCUGUUAUGAGGACUUGGAGCUGGGAACACUGACAUCCUAUUUCUCCUUCCGUCCUCCUUCGCCCAGGCCUCCAGGGUCAACUCCUCCGCCACAACAAAAAACCCCACAGAACAGCCAGAGCCGACAAGAGGUGGUGGCAGGGGGGAACAGGCACUUAACUGGAACCAGAGGUAAUUCCACUCCUCGGCCGGCUAAAGUUGACAAUAAAGUGUCACAGUCAGCUUUCCUGCUUUCACCAAGUGUCAUGCGUGCAUUAGAAGGGGUGCACUACAUUGCAGACCACCUGAGGGCUGAGGAUGCUGACUUCAGUGUGAAAGAGGACUGGAAGUAUGUCGCCAUGGUGAUUGACCGUAUCUUCCUGUGGAUGUUCAUUAUUGUCUGCCUGCUUGGGACAAUUGGCCUCUUCUUGCCCCCGUGGCUAGCCGGCAUGAUUUAAGGCUUCUGGGAAAGGGUUGAAUUCACAGUCACCUCCUCUUGAAAGAUACUUUAAAGUGUAGCUGAACUCUUCUUUAAUCUGACUCAACUUUGUGUAACUCGGUGCAACCCAGGUGUCCUCAAAAGGCCGUUGUGCUCUUUACACUUCACCAAAUAUAACUUAUGAAUAGUGGAGACAACUCGGCUAUUUUCAUAUUCUUAUUCCCAGUUGGGUAAAAAUCAACUACAAUCUACAUUUUUAAGGGAAGAUCAGACUCAGCUACCUACUGUUAGCUAUAAAGUCUUGGCUCAAGUUUCAUCUCAGACGCACUUUGUCAGCCUCAGGUUUACUCCUUAAGCAUCAUCUGUAACAUUUCUCAGGUUGUUUUUGACCUGAAUGCAAACAUUUGCAUGUUAACAUUCACUAAAGUUAACAUGGCUGUUGAAAACUGUGCUAAUGUUGGUAUUUUAAUGUGCAAAUGUUAAUCCCUUUUUAGCAUGUUAGCAUAACAUGCUAGUUAAAUAUGUAGUGCCAACGGCUGUGUUAGUAGGGUGUCACAGUGAUCACAUCUUUUCUUUCCUAUAGUUUCAGGGAUUGCAGCUUAAAACUCAACAACUUAAUAACAUUGCAUUCACUGAUAGCAGAGGGAUCAGUGGAAGCUGUUUGUCAUCUUGCUGUCUUAGCAGAAGUCAAACUCUGAAUCAGACUCAGUUUAUCAUCCCAAUGUUAGCUUGUUGUAAAAGGCUCAAGGAUGGAGAUUAAAACAUUAAGAAAACAAGCUUGUUUUAAAUUCGUCUCAUUUUCAUGCUCUUUACUUCAUAGUUUUCUGUCUGUCUUUUUGAUAUGUCCAGAAAAUGAUGAAAGCGGCUAUAUGUGCCGGCGGGGCCAUGCGCGUGUCAUCACAUGUCAUCUGCCUUAAAGGCGUGAAUAAAGGUUUCUUCAGCCAGGACACGCGAAGGCUUGAUAUUCCAUACUUAUGUGUGGUACCGAGUGAAUCGACUGAAAGGGAACUAACUAUAGAGUCUAUUCUACAUUUGAGUCGUAUUUUAAUAAUAUUUGUCAUGAAUCUGUUCUCUUGGAUUCUAAGCAAAGUUUUCUUUGACCACAUAUUCUGGAUGGUGGUGAAUAAUCCUUCAAGAAAUGGGCAUUCAAAUGUGAUAUACUCCUCAGUGCAUCCCUAGUCUGAUUUUAGUAGGGGUAACUGGACUGGCUGCUCCAAAGGGGAUCUUGGAUAAAUGACUAAAUAUAAUAAUUUUCCAUUUAAUUUGCCACCGUUGGUCAGUGGUAUUGCUCAAAACUGCUUCAUGAAGUUUUGAAUUCAUUUGGUACUUUUAAAGGUUUCCAGUCAUGAGCUAAAAUAUGAAGAGCUUAGUCUGUGUUGCAAGAUUUAUUAGGAUUCAUCCGCUGGAGCCAUCAAAUGCAUGGAAAUUCAUCACAAUCUGUUCAAGUUGCCAUGAUACUGGUAAACCAGUGAACGUUUAAAAAAUAGGGAGAAUUAAAUAUGUAAACAAUACCAUCUGGGUUACUUUUUAUCAGAUUAAAAGUUGUUGAUGACACUGUUCUCUUUGUGUAUGGUGGGAUGAACACCCAUUAUUGUAGACUAUAUUGGAUGAUUUGGGGUGAUUUGGUUUGGACAGAAAAAUGCAUCAACACAGGUUUUUCAUUCUGGCGAUGCUGCAACAAUUCCAAGUAUUUUUGAUUGAGCAUACUAUACAAUAAAAACCCAUGAAACAAAUUUGAAAAU